GCGCACUGUAUUCGCGGUGCCGAACUGCGGCUAUGGAGCAGACACCUCCGGACCCCGAGAGGCCAUUGCAGCCUGCACCCCUGGAGCCGCUGGGGGGCCCUGGCGCUGUGCUGGAAGCCGCAGUCGGCGAGGAGACCCAGGGCACCCGGGAAGACAGCUCAGGGGUCGAAACGAUGACGGGAAAUAAUUUUUGGUUGAAGAAAAUAGAAAUCAGUGUUUCUGAAGCAGAAAAGAGAACUGGAAGAAACGCCAUGAACAUGCAAGAAACGUACACUGCUUACCUCAUUGAGACACGGUCAGUUGGACAUGCUGACGGUCAGAGCGUCCUCACAGACUCACUGUGGAGGCGCUACAGCGAGUUUGAGCUGUUGAGAAACUACCUUCUAGUGUACUACCCGCAUAUUGUUGUGCCACCUCUUCCUGAAAAGCGGGCAGAGUUCGUGUGGCACAAACUCUCUGCUGACAACAUGGAUCCAGACUUUGUGGAGAGACGACGGAUAGGCUUAGAAAACUUUCUCUUGAGGGUUGCUUCACAUCCUGUCCUUUGUAGAGACAAAAUCUUCUAUUUGUUUUUAACACAGGAAGGUAACUGGAAGGAGACUGUGAAUGAGACUGGAUUUCAGCUGAAGGCAGACUCCAGGUUAAAAGCGCUUAAUGCAACAUUCAGAGUGAAAAACCCAGACAAGAGGUUUACUGAACUGAAGCACUACAGUGACGAGCUGCAGUCCGUCAUCUCCCAUCUCCUUCGCGUCAGAGCUAGAGUAGCAGAUCGACUCUAUGGUGUGUAUAAAGUACAUGGGAAUUAUGGAAGAGUUUUUAGUGAGUGGAGUGCCAUCGAAAAAGAAAUGGGUGAUGGGCUGCAGAGUGCCGGGCACCACAUGGACGUGUACGCAUCCUCUAUUGAUGAUAUUCUGGAAGAUGAGGAGCACUAUGCGGACCAGCUGAAGGAGUAUCUCUUCUACGCAGAAGCGCUGCGGGCUGUGUGCCGGAAGCAUGAGCUUAUGCAGUAUGACUUGGAGACGGCUGCUCAGGACCUGGCUUCCAAGAAGCAGCAGUGCGAGGAGCUGGCCACUGGGACUGUGAGAACAUUCUCAUUGAAGGGAAUGACCACCAAACUCUUUGGUCAAGAAGCUCCAGAGCAGAGAGAAGCCAGAGUGAAGGUGCUAGAGGAGCAGAUUGGUGAAGGGGAGCAGCAGCUAAAGUCCAAAAACCUGGAAAGCAGAGAAUUUGUGAAGAAUGCAUGGGCUGAUAUCGAGCGCUUCAAAGAGCAGAAGAACCGGGACCUAAAGGAAGCCCUCAUCAGCUAUGCCGUCAUGCAGAUUAGCAUGUGCAAAAAGCACUUCGGAGGCAGAAGCAGGCAAGUCUCUGUGAGUUUGAAGCCAGUCUGGUCUGUAUGGGAAUUCAAGUUUGGACCAAUGCUAAGGAGUGCUUUAGCAAGAUGUAAUCCAGGAAAGUGACUUUCUCUCCAAUCAAAGUGCCCCAAAAUGAAGCACAAGUAAAAAGAAAUUCAGUUGCUACCUAAUACACAUAAAAGCAUACAGUAAAUUGAACAAAUCAGCUUUCUUUAACUUAAGUAUUUGUGUUCAUAUAGCACAAAGGGAUACAUUUUAAUGAAGAAUAAUUUGAGGUUUUGGGGACUGGUGCUGAUUCCAAAAGUUAAUUUAGUAAGAUAUACCAACAGAUUAUUCAUCAGGCUUCUGAACCAAUGACUGAGUGUUAGGGUGUUAGUUAAUUCCCACGUGCUCCUCUCAGUGCCAGCUGUUCCAGAUCUCCUCAAGUCGGAGUCUUUCCAAGAUGACAUUCCUGUCUUUACUUGGUGGGACCCACUUCUGCUGUCGGGUUAUUUUAUCUGCCUUAUAGUUGAGCUGUUUAGUUUGACAAAGCUCAGCAGAAACUUAUUGUGAAAUCUGAGGUUUCCUUCCCUGUUCGUAGAUCCCUGUACCAUCUGCGUACACUAGAAAAAAUGCCUUCAGUCUGUGUUUCACCAAAAUUUUGAUACUGGUGAGAAAUUUUAUACUGCCAACAAAGAAGUCUCGGCUUCUCAGAUAUGCAGUGGAGUAAAUACACUAUUAUGAUCUAGCAAUCACUCUAUAGAAAGUUUUAAUUGAACAUUAUUAUCCUCAAAUAAUGGUUAACCUCAGCAACGAGCCUCCAUUCUUCAGCUUGGCUCUGUGCACAUGGCAUUUCAGGGUACGAGAUGUAGCGUUUCCAUGUGUAAGACACAGUGAACACGUGUGGGCUGGUACCUUCAUCAUUAAUGUGCUUUUCUAUUGCCUGGCUGUGGUUUUUGUAAAGAUAAAUUAUGUUGUUGUGUUUUUAAUGUGUAUGUCAUGGUACAUGUUCAGAAGCCAAGCACUCUCUCUGCCAGCUUGCAGAAUAUUAACUGUGCACUCAUUAUUUCUAAUGUUUUAAAACUAUACUCAGUACUGUUUAACAUUUGACUUUUUUACAUGUUUAAAAUGUUGCUGGAUUUUUGUGCUGUUUGCCAAACUUAUACAAUAAAUAAAGAAAAUGUGUGUUUAUUUCCAAAAGA
Alexandromys fortis (reed vole) is the source of this 2533-nucleotide messenger RNA. RefSeq names its product sorting nexin 4 (gene Snx4). The coding region runs from base 33 to 1457 and encodes 474 amino acids. The record is from RefSeq and is a predicted model, not a curated record. Gene Ontology annotation, cellular component: early endosome membrane; plasma membrane; SNARE complex. Gene Ontology annotation, biological process: protein transport; positive regulation of autophagosome assembly. Gene Ontology annotation, molecular function: phosphatidylinositol-3-phosphate binding. The transcript has 15 exons. NCBI's taxonomy places the organism in Eukaryota, Metazoa, Chordata, Mammalia, Rodentia, Cricetidae.